UUCGUAGAGCAAGCUGUAAUGACGCGGCCCCCUUAUAAUGGAGUGUGCUACCACCACUGUGAGGAAGCCAAUCAAAGAGAAAAUGAGGAGUCUCCACUUGCUCAUUGCUGUUGCUUUCACUUUCUUCCUUUCAGCUCAUAUUGCUGCGGCUGGUUCAUCUGAAGAGUGUGUGUAUACUCUGUAUGUUCGAACUGGUUCAAUCAUAAAGGGUGGAACUGACUCCAAAAUCAGCGUUACACUUGGCGAUGCUUCUGGAAAAUCAGUAUGGAUUCCAGAUCUUGAAAAGUGGGGUUUAAUGGGUCCAAAUUAUGAUUACUACGAAAGGGGUAAUGUGGAUAUCUUCACUGGUAGAGGCAAAUGUCUUAGCACACCAAUUUGCAGACUUAAUGUUACUUCUGAUGGAUCUGGUGACCACCAUGGAUGGUUCUUGGAUUAUGUUGAGACAACUUUCACUGGUCCUCACAUGCAGUGUAAUCAAACCAUAUUCUAUGUGGAACAAUGGUUGGCUUCUGAUGCACCUCCUUAUGAGCUGUCUGUUUCUCUUGAUGGCUGUAAAAAGAAGAGUCGGCAUCAUGCUAGGCGUUUUGUUGUCGGUAAUAAGCCCAUUAGGUCUGCUUCAGAAUAGUUUUGGCUUGUUGUGAAUUCACCAUGAAAACGUGAAAUAAGAGCUACUUGUGUGUUUUUGAGUGAUAAUACUCUGUUUUCCUUCCUACUUUGUUGAAAUAAAAUUUCUUCUUUAG
This is a messenger RNA of Solanum stenotomum, 740 nucleotides long. Its product is annotated as PLAT domain-containing protein 3-like. The transcript is spliced from 2 exons. Gene Ontology annotation, molecular function: protein binding. Bases 38 to 625 code for a protein of 195 amino acids. The record is from RefSeq and is a predicted model, not a curated record. NCBI's taxonomy places the organism in Eukaryota, Viridiplantae, Streptophyta, Magnoliopsida, Solanales, Solanaceae.